GUGCGGCUGCGCGGCCGCAGUGGCAGCGGCUCCCGCAGCGCCGCCUUGUCGCUGGGAGCCGGUUGCGGGCCGGGCCGGGCCGGGCGAGGGGUGGGACAGGAGCAGGAGAGGCCGGGCGUGGAGCCGGGCUUAGCCGGCGUAGAGGCGCAGGAUGUCGGCGACGCUGUACCUGCUCUCCACUCUGGGCGGAUAUGUCCUCACCUCGGCGCUUCUUCUCAAGUGUCCGGGGCUGCUCCACCGGCCCAAGCGGCAGCGUUUCCGCUGCCGGCACAUCUCCCACCGCGGCGGUGCUGGAGAGAACCUGGAAAACACGAUGGCAGCCUUUCAUCAUGCGGUUAAUAUAGGAACAGACAUGUUGGAGCUGGAUUGUCACCUGACAAAAGAUGAGCAAGUGGUCGUGUCCCAUGAUGAGAACCUGAAGAGAUCAACAGGAGUUGAUGUCAACAUAUCCGACCUCAAAUACUCUGAACUUCCGCCAUAUCUCUGCAAGUUGGGCGUCACGUUUCAGAAAGAAUGUCACUGUGAGGGAAAAGACAACCGUAUUCCGCUCCUCAAAGAGGUGUUCGAGGCGUUUCCAGAAACUCCUGUCAACAUUGACAUCAAAGUGAACAACAAUGUGUUGAUCAAAAAGGUUUCGGAGCUGGUGAGUCAGUAUAAGCGAGAGCACUUGACAGUGUGGGGGAAUGUCAAUUACGAGGUGGUAUCAAAAUGUCUUAAGGAGAAUGCUGACAUUCCCAUCAUUUUCUGUUUGCAACGUGUCCUCCUGCUUCUUGGCCUGUUCUACACCGGUCUGCUGCCGUUCAUUCCUUUCAAGGAAGAGUUCUUGGAAAUUCCCAUGCCUUCAAUCAUCCUCAAGCUGAAAGAACCACAGAAGAUGACAAGAAGCCAGAAAUUUAUUAUCUGGCUAGCUGACACAUUGCUAAUGCGGAAAGCACUUUUUGACCACCUCACUGCUCGGGGCAUUCAGGUGUAUAUUUGGGUACUGAAUGAAGAACAAGAAUACAAGAGGGCAUUUGAUCUGGGAGCAACCGGAGUGAUGACAGACUAUCCAACAAAACUUAAGGAAUUUUUACACAAUUACCCAGCGUAAAGGAAGAAAACCAAGGAGGUUCUUGCAGAACAGAUUGUGAGCCAAGGAUUUUCUUCAUUAAAAAAAAUUGAGCAGCAUACACAGAUCAUUUUGUUUGAAAGAUGUAAUUGGAUGAUCUAUUACCUUGUAGUCAAGUUGCUACCUAAUGUAAAGGGUUGUCUAUUUAUUUUAAAACUUUAAUUACAUAGUUUACAUUUGUAAAUAGCUCAUUUAGCAACAGUGCACUUCACAAACAGCAAUGACUAGGGAGAAAGUUGCUGGUUAGGAUACCUGUAGAUAAUAAGCAUUAUUUUUACCUGUCACAGGUGUUCCUAAGCAGAUGUCAAGACAUGUCAGUUAUUCCAGUUAUAUUCUAGUGGGCAGAAACGAAAGAAUUUCUGAAAGUGUACCCUGUGUGUAUGCGUUUCUUGUGUUGCUUUUAGUUUUCAGGUAACCUAUAGGGCAAAAAAAAAAAAAACCCAAAACAAAACAACAAACCACGCACAGGAGAAGUAGAUAGCAGAAUCUGUGGCUGGCCGGAUAGUUUAGCCUGUAAAGUGUAGUCAGCAAAGGCGGUCACUUUUUUACCAAAAUUAACUCACUUGGUCAGUAUAGAUUUACUCAGUUAUUCUAACUGAUAAGAAUGCUGAGCUUGAGCUGCAACUGUAUUUAGACCCCUUUCUGAUGUGACAGUAAUACUGUGACUUACUGGUCAAUGUCUAAAUACAGCAUUUAAGCCAGGUUCUGGGUUUGGCACUGAGUUUCUCACUGCAAGGGUCUAGGGUUGCCCCUGGUUCUGACUUGCCUGUCAGGCUACCGUGGCAUGGCAGUAGCUAGCUUUCCAGGAAGGAAGACUGCACUUUUAUGUUACACUUACUUUGAAAUAGUCUUUUCACAAAGGAAGCCAAUGUUUCAGAAGUCUUUUGCACAUUUGUAGUUUUAACAUCUGUCAGCUUGAUGAAUGGGAAGUUGUUUUUAGGGUGAGGGACCAAAGACGACUAAGUUUGGUCAGAAGUUUUAAGAAUAAAUUAAAAUGUUCCUAUUAAGUGAGUUCACCCAAAGCAGAUUUAUAUGCAUAUUUGUAAAAGGAGCAACUGUCAAUAUAGAACAUGUGUGAAUUUUAGUCUUUUCUCUCUACAAAAGUACAUUCAAUAUUCAUUAAGUUUAUGCUCACGGAGAUGGAAGUAACUUCACUGGCAAAAGCCAAGAAACCCCAAGUGUGAUGGAACGGGGUUACAUGGGAAGGUAUUUCUGCAAGCGUAUGUGCUGCUCUGUCAUUGUGACCGGGUGUUACAUCGCAUCAGAUGUGAGCCUGCAAAGCCCGUGUGCUUUGGUGUCAUCAUCUUAGUGGUGGGGUUUUUCAGAAAGGACUUGAUUACUGUAGCCUCACUAUACACAAUGACAUGUAUAAAGCUCAGUCAUACAAUCAUCAGAUACUGCUGGAACGAAAGUAUUGUGUUGAUAGUGAUAGUAUCUACUUCUUUAAGGAACUUCAUGUGGAAAUGAUGGAUCUUAAAUAUAGUAGGAUCAUAGAAUGGGUCGGAAGGGACCUUUGAGGCCGUCCAGUCCAGCCCCCCCACAGUGAGCAGGGACAUCUUCAACUAGACCAGUUGCUCAGAGCCCCGUCCAGCCUGACCUUGAAUGUUUCCAGGGAUGGGGCAUCAACCACCUCUCUUUGCAACCUGGGCCAGUAUUUCACCACCCUCAUAGUAAAUUUUUUUUCCUUAUAUCCAGUCUAAUUCUACCCUCCUUUAGAUUAAAACCACCACCCUCAUCCUGUCACAACAGGCCUUGCUAAAGAGGUUGAGAAGUUGUCUCCAUCUUUCCUAUAGUCCCCCUUCAAGCACUGGAAGGUCACAAUAAGGUCUCCCCACAGCCUUCUCUUCUCCAGGCUGAACAGCCCCAGCUCUUUCAGACUUUCUUCAUAGGAGGGGUGCUCCAGCCCUCUCCUAUAGUGUAGUACUUCUCUCCUAGUAGCCAGAUGGAAGAGUAUACAUACUGCAAGGUAUACUCACUGUUAGAAAAACUUUUAAAGUGAGUGAUUUUUUUCCCUUGCUAGCUCAGAUUUAGAAGGGUUCUCGUUUCACUCUGCUGGCUGCUGUGGCAUGCCUGUAAUCAUGGAGCAUCUUCGCUGUUUUGUUAUGUCAGCCAUUAGGCUGUCAGUGUUAGAAUGCCAAGUCCAUCUGGAGGGAUAAUAUUUGCUUCUGCAUUAUAAUUCCUUUCUGAGGAACACUUCUACAUGAAGUGGAAGAAACCACUGCCUUUAGAAUUUAAGUGAACAGGUGAUGAUGGUGGCAGAUGAGUUAAAGGUGUCCUUUUAAAUAUCUGCCUGGUUAAGAUGGCUGUAGAUUCAAUUUCCUCUUAAUUUAAUCAGGUUUGCUGCACGUUGAAUGGAAGAGAGGAAAAUGUGACUUCCUAAGUGUUCAGAGGAAAAAGGAUGAAAUGAUUUCUUAUGUGCUAAGCUUCUUGUUUCCCUUUCAGACCGGUUAUGUCUGGUCAGGUAACUGCUAAUAAUCAGUCUAGUCAUAGUUCUGCCUGCUUUCUAGUAGUCACAGAAUAGUUAUAGGAGAGGCUCCAGAUGCAGCCCAGUAAGUAAAUUAAAAACUUCCACCCUUUCUGUCUUAGUCGGGUUUGCUAGCCAGUGCGUGGCUCCAGAAACUUUUUACACAGUGUGGUUUUCUUCAACUCGUUUUUAUUACUAGUGAAUUUCCAACAUGCACGCCUAUAUUAAGAUGCAAAUGUAAUUCUGGUUUUUGACAAUACUACCAAAUAGCACAUGUUAAAACUUUUUCUUUAGGCUAGGAAAAGCUAAGUUUUAAAAUACCAGUCUUGCUUUCUGGACUUGAUCUCUCAAGGGACAGGUGAUGACUUAGUUUUUUUCUCAAGUUUCCCUCAUCACUGCAUACAUGGACUUUUUUGCUUUGUUCUAUAUUGAAUGACAAAACAUGGUUAUUGAAAUUACAAACUUAAUUUUUUAAUUUCAUUUUAAACUUUUUCCUCUUUCUCUCUAGCAGUGGUGUUGGAAACUUCUGCCUUCAAGGAUGCUCAACCCAUUUGUCAACCUCUAGUCUUCCUACAUCUGAUGUAGCUUUUGACUGUGCUAUUUAUAUAUGACCUCUCCUUGAUAAGCCUGCUACUUAAUAUCUGAAAUUUGAGUCAAGUUACAUGGGAGGGAAGGGGUUUGGUGCCAGAAAAGCCACUGAAUUUAUUCAUUUGCUCAUUUGGGCUUUAGUACAGGAGCUAAAGUUUGAUCUCUUGAGAAAGAUAACAUUGCAUGGAUGAGGCCAUGAAUCUGAGCACCAAUGCACAGGGCUUAGGCCAUGAUAACUGU
Phalacrocorax carbo (great cormorant) is the source of this 4400-nucleotide messenger RNA. Lineage: Eukaryota; Metazoa; Chordata; Aves; Suliformes; Phalacrocoracidae. The record is from RefSeq and is a predicted model, not a curated record.